Messenger RNA from Panicum hallii, 1049 nucleotides. RefSeq lists its product as uncharacterized. Gene Ontology annotation, biological process: defense response to other organism. The transcript has a single exon. The record is from RefSeq and is a predicted model, not a curated record. NCBI's taxonomy places the organism in Eukaryota, Viridiplantae, Streptophyta, Magnoliopsida, Poales, Poaceae. Bases 163 to 834 code for a protein of 223 amino acids.
CUUUCCUUGCUCCUUCCCCAACGCAUCAUCCUUCCAUUGCCGGACCUCAAAUUCCCAAUCCAGGGGAUGCGAAGACGUCCGAGAAUAGCCUCCUCACAUACCAUCUGAGGCAAGAAAAGCUACUGCUCCGACGAUCGCCGCGCGCGGCGAGAAGAAGCAACCAUGUGUGGCUGCUGCGACGGCUGCGGCCAGGCCGUCUGCUGCUGCAUCCCCUACGGCGUCCGCGAGGACAUCAAGGGCUGCCUCAUCCUCCUCGCCGUCGCCACCGGCCUCGUGGCCCUCGCCGGCGUGGUCAUCGUCAUCGUCAUCUUCGGCGGGCCCCUCCGCCACGUGCGGAUCACCGUGGAGGACGCGUCCCUCACCCGCUUCGCGCUGGUGAGCGCGCCGCCGGCGACGACGGCGCUCGCGUACAACCUCACGGUGGCGCUGACCGUCCGCAACCCGAACUGGGCCAUCGGCAUCAAGCACAACAAGCCGCUGGUGGCGGCGUACACCUUCGACGGGCAGCCGUUCGAGCGCGUGCAGGUCGCCGACAAGGGUGAGAAGCUGGGCGCCCGGAAGACGGUGGUGUACCGCCUGGCCUCGGGCUCGGAGGGCCGGGCGGUGGCGCUGGGCAACGCCGGGGAGGCCAAGUUCAGGAAGGAGAACGCGACGGGGGUGUUCGAGGUGGAGGUGGCCGUCACCGGCAAGUUCAAGUACACGCUGCGCAAGACCAAGUGCAAGAUCGAGGCCACCUGCCCGCUCAAGCUGCAGCUCGCGCCGCCGGGGACGACGGCCGUCGUGUUCCAGAAGGUCGACUGCAAGCUCGCCAAGUCGGAUGACAAGUACUGCUAGUCUAGACUCUAGAGGUGGCUUGAUUUGGAUGGAGCCCAUGUGUAUGGGGUUUGCUUGGUUUGUUUGUGUUUUCUACACCAUUGUUGGUACUGGUUGAGGUUGAAUUGCGUGUUCUGUGAAUUUAUUCUUUUGCUUCGAGAUGUAUGGACAAGAUUUGCUUUCGAUCUUGAAAUUUGAACAGUCGAUGUUUCGAUCUUUUGCAUCGAAUUUCCUUA